AUGCUCAUCAUCCCUACCAAAACCUCGCACAAGAAGCCCUACCCGGCCAUUUCUCCUGAGCGAGCUGAGCUAUCUCAAGCAAGCAGAACGAUACUCGUAACUGGAGGCGGAUUAGGCAUUGGAUUCGCCAUAUGCAGGGCUUUUAUCGCUGCUGCUGCAUCUCGGAUCAUCAUCGUCGGACGCCGCACUUCUGUCAUUGACGAUGCUAUUGCCAAAUUGGCCGAUAUUGCCAAAAUCCAAGGCCGCGCUACUAUCUUUCUGGGAAAGCAAUGCGAUAUUGCUGAUUUAGACUCUUCCAAGGCUCUCUGGGAUCAGCUAGCAGAAGAGGGCAUCACCGUUGACACACUGGUGCUCAAUGCCGCAACUCAAGGUGGUCCUGGGCCGAUAUUGGAACGAGGAACUGCCAAAGUGUGGCAAGAUCUCGCUAUGAAUGUCCAGUCUACGAUCUAUUUCACGGAGCGGUUUCAUAAGCAGCCUAGUAACAAUAAGAAAUAUCUUGUCAACGUCUCAAGCAGAGUGAUCCACAAGUUUGACGGACCGGUCAGACUCCUUCCUUCUUACAGCUUCACAAAGAAUUCCGCCGCAUUCUUCCUCCAGCAGGUCGCGCUCCACGUUACAGCAGAGGACAUGCAGAUUGUGAGCUUCAACCCCGGAUCGAUCCUCACCGAUGCUACUAGGAGGGCUGGGUUUGACGAGACAAGUGGUAUUGACUUCGACGACGGUAUGAAAACAGAAUCUUCAUCGUUCCUUGCUGCUAGUGUGAGAAUACUAACUUUGUGCUGUACUGCAGAGAACCUCCCUGGUCACUUUGCCGUCUGGGCCGCCAGUCCAGAGGCGAAACUCUUACACGGCCGGUUUGUUUGGGCGCAUUGGGACAUUGAUGAACUGCUUUCGGGAGAGACUGCGCAGAAGCUGAAGACGGAUGACAAUUAUCUGCGACUUGGCGUUAUUGGGUUGGCUUAA
Molecule: messenger RNA, 963 nt
Organism: Trichoderma gamsii
Lineage: Eukaryota; Fungi; Ascomycota; Sordariomycetes; Hypocreales; Hypocreaceae
Exons: 2
Coding region: 1-963 (320 amino acids)
Molecular function (GO): oxidoreductase activity, acting on the CH-OH group of donors, NAD or NADP as acceptor
Source: RefSeq, a predicted model, not a curated record